AUGGGUCAGCAGAAGGCCAAGCCGCAGGGGGAGGUCCGGGUGCUCAUUCUGGGCCUGGACUCGGCUGGGAAGUCCACCCUGCUGUACAAGCUGAAGCACAACGAGGCGGUCCUCACCGUGCCGACCGUCGGCUUCAACGUGGAGAUGGUGGAGACGGAGAGGCGGCUGCCGUCGCUGACGGUGUGGGACGUGGGCGGGCAGCGGGCCAUGAGGCCGCACUGGGAGCAGUACUUUGAGGACACGGCGGGCGUGGUGUUCGUGGUGGACGCCGCGGACAGGAGGCGCCUUGGCGAGGCGAGGCAGGAGCUGGAGCGCGUUCUGAAGAGCGAGCACCUCCGCAGGGCUCCCGUGGUGGUCCUGGCCAACAAGCAGGACGUCCCGGGGGCAGCGGAUGCCGAGGAGAUCACCCAGCGCCUCGCGCUCCGGAAGGCGUGCGGCAACAGGCCGUGGUUCGUCCAGCCCUGCUCGGCCCGGUCCGGGGCCGGCCUGGAGGAGGGCUUCCGCAGGAUGGUCCUUCUGAUCAAGACCCCGUCGCUGCUGGACAACCCCAUCAGAGACACGGUCAACAGCCUGCGCUCCUCCAUGUCCGCCAUGUCGCACAGGCAGCGAUAG
Conger conger (European conger) is the source of this 612-nucleotide messenger RNA. RefSeq names its product ADP-ribosylation factor-like 14 (gene arl14). Bases 1 to 612 code for a protein of 203 amino acids. Gene Ontology annotation, molecular function: GTP binding; GTPase activity. Gene Ontology annotation, cellular component: cytoplasm. Lineage: Eukaryota; Metazoa; Chordata; Actinopteri; Anguilliformes; Congridae. Gene Ontology annotation, biological process: vesicle-mediated transport; intracellular protein transport. The record is from RefSeq and is a predicted model, not a curated record. The transcript has a single exon.